Myxocyprinus asiaticus (Chinese sucker) is the source of this 2458-nucleotide messenger RNA. RefSeq names its product UBX domain-containing protein 7-like. Gene Ontology annotation, molecular function: ubiquitin binding. Lineage: Eukaryota; Metazoa; Chordata; Actinopteri; Cypriniformes; Catostomidae. Gene Ontology annotation, biological process: proteasome-mediated ubiquitin-dependent protein catabolic process. The record is from RefSeq and is a predicted model, not a curated record. Bases 33 to 1583 code for a protein of 516 amino acids. Gene Ontology annotation, cellular component: nucleus. The transcript is spliced from 11 exons.
CGCGCAUUCGUGUUGUUUUCAGUGGCGGCAAGAUGGCGACUCUCGGAGACGCAUCAGCCCCGGGGGUUAAUGGGUUAAUACAACAGUUCACAGCCAUAACUGGAGCCACAGAAAGUGUAGGAAAGCAUAUGUUGGAAGCAUGUAACAAUAACCUAGAGAUGGCAGUAACCAUGUUCCUAGACGGAGGGGGGAUUGCAGAGGAGCCCAGCACAAGCGCUAGUUCAGCCGGUGCCUCGAGCAGCAGACACCCCCCAGUAGAAGAUGAUGUACGAGCACCCAUUCCGCAGAAGCAAGACAUUCUGGUGGAGCCAGAGCCCUUGUUUGGAGUACCAAAGAGACGUAGACCAGCACGAUCAAUCUUUGAUGGAUUUCGGGAUUUCCAGACUGAAACCAUCCGACAAGAGCAGGAGCUGAGAAACGGGAGUGCGAUGGACAAGAAACUGAGCACUCUAGCCGAUUUAUUCCGGCCUCCUAUUGAACUCAUGCACAAAGGCAGCUUUGAGACGGCGAAAGACUGUGGUCAGCUUGAAAACAAAUGGCUGAUGAUCAACAUCCAGAAUGUCCAGGAUUUUGCCUGCCAGUGUCUAAACAGAGACGUGUGGAGCAAUGAUGCUGUGAAAACCAUCAUCAGAGAACAUUUCAUAUUUUGGCAGGUAUACCAUGACAGUGAAGAAGGGCAGAGGUACAUUCAGUUUUAUAAGCUUAACAAGUUCCCCUAUAUUUCUAUUUUGGACCCCCGUACAGGACAAAAGAUGGUUGAGUGGAACCAGUUAGAUGUGUCCUCAUUCCUGGAUCAGGUCACAGGCUUCCUAUCAGAGCACGGACAGCUGGAUGGGCAGUCCAGUCAACCUCCUGCCAAACGUGCUCGUUCUGAGAGUUUGAUAGAUGCCAGUGAAGACAGCCAGUUAGAGGCAGCUAUCCGGGCCUCACUUCAAGAAACACACUACGAGUCUACCCAGGACAAGGCAGAGUCACGAUCAGAUGACGAUUCAGACGCAGAGCCUUUCUCUGACAGUGAAGGCCUGAUCUCAGUGGACGGCUCUGAUAGCGAGGCUGGCGGAGGGCAGGAUUCAUUGGAUGGACAUGUUUCCACAGAGGUAGCUCCUCCCACAGCUCAACCCACAAGACCGGAUAGCCCUGCUCAUCACAGGAAGACUCCACACAAAGAGCUGUGCCACAGAAAAGAGGAGAGUAAGAAGAACCAUCUAGAGUCUGUGGGUAAUAGUCACAGUCAGACAGGACAAACACAGUCCCAGCAGCGGCUUGGAGAGAACCACAGAUCCACAUCACACCAGCACUCAGAACUUGCUGGCACCAGCAUAACAGAACCAGAUGACAAUGGUCCAAAGGCCCGCUUAAUGCUGCGAUACCCAGAUGGCCAGAGGGAACAAAUAGCAUUGUCUGCUAAAGCUAAGCUCAUGGCACUGGUGAGACAUGUUCAGUUGAAGGGUUUUCCCAAUGAACGCUUUGAACUUGUCACCAACUUCCCCCGUCGAAGACUCGCUCACUUGGACUAUGACAUCACACUGCAAGAAGCAGGACUGUGUCCGCAGGAGACUGUGUUUGUGCAAGAGAGGAAUUAGCCCCUCCCCUUGUGUAUAAGCCACACACCCUCCUGCCCAGUCACUUGUGCCCUAGAAAGACUGAAUUGACUGUGCUCUGUUACCACUUGUCCUUUUUUUUUUUUUUUUUUUUUUUUUAAUAAGUCCUCAUUUUAUGGAACAUCUCAGAGUUCAUAGGGACCGCCCCCCCUGAGCUGCAUUUCUCUACGUAUUUAUUUACAAACAACUCAGCACAUCCCAUCCUGUCUGGGUCUAAUUCUUCACUUGAUGGUAGCCCAUGGUACAUUGAGUCUCACUCAUAUUGAAAGUGCUAUAACAUGUACAGAAGAUGUGGAAGAGAAAUCACCCAAAAGCUUCUGAUGGUUUUAUAGAAGGCCAUGUUAUACAGAAAGCAUUUACAGCUGUUUAUCGUGUAUAUGCAAAGUUUCUAAGGAUUGAACAUGAAUCUGUAGUUGCUGCAGUGCAUGUCAAAAGAAUCAACUAGGCUGAGGGGUCUACUGAACAAGGGCUCGGGAUGAAUUGGGGUGGAUGUUUAUUAUUUAGAGGUAAACCCACAAAUUUCUCAUCUGCAAUGUGCAAGGAUGGAGUUGAGUGGCAUUUAGCUAUAGUAAGUUUCUGUCUCUUUUUUUAUAUACUGCAUCAUUUCCACAAAAAUGCUGAUUCUCAAAUAUAAUCAUUGAAACAAAAGGGACAGCUGGCCCAUUUGAGUAUUUCUUCAGCAAUUUCUUUUAUUUUUCCUUGUUUUGUGAGAGCUGCAUGGUUUUAAUCAAAAUGCAGCAUCUAAUAUGACUCUUGAAACCUUCUUAAGGAUGCAUCUGAAGGUCUUUUAUGGGGUGUUUAGGUCAAUCUUUAUUUUUUUAUAUAUAGGAUCAUUAUUGAUUAAAAGUAACACUUGA